AUGGCCGCUCUUGACAUAUGCGCCUUCUCAUGCAAAGGCAUUGACAUCGGUAUCAAGAACUACCAGCCCUGGACGAACUGCAAAGCAGCUGCUGCAUUCCUCGUACCAUGGGUCGACCACAAAACCGUCAACAUGACUGAUCUCGUGACCUAUCUCCAGUCCUUUUGGCGGCACGGACGUUCCCGAGUACAAAGCGAUGAACUGGUUCUUCUGCGCAAAGGAGAUGAAAUGUGCGAGGUUUGGGAGUGGGAUGGUAAUGCGGACAUUGUCGGCAUUGGGAUGAUGUUUGUUUAUUUGAUGGGCGCUAUCCUUGCAAGCCUCUACGUCGCAUCAUUCUUGAGCAGCAUGUAUGUCGAGAAUGACUACACCACCUUCAAAACUCGAACACCGUCGAAGGAACAAACCUUUUGGGACAACAUCCGCAGCAUGUUUUACAAUAGCCUCGGUACGUUCCACACUGGUUUAGGCCUAUUGGCAGCUUCAGUCCUCCUCGCUACUCUCUUCAUCUGUGGUCGGAAGGAGAGCGUGUACGACAUUAACAUGUCACGACUCGCCUGUGCUGUUUUAACAGCAUCUUACUUCCUCACUCUUCCAAUUUACCUCGACAUUAAGAGGAAGAGCAUUUCUGGAUGCUUCAUGGGAUUACAUGGUAGAGUGCCCUUUGAGGCGAACUGUUGGGAUUCAAAGGCAUCGUUCAAAGCCAGUAGUGCACUAUUCGCCUUCCACUUUAUUCCAGCGGCGACUGCGAUGCUAGCCGGUUUGACGUACCUUGUCGGGAAGUGCACCAAGAGCUCGGCGGAAAAAGUACCCGUGCUAGGCUGGCUAUUCUUCCGUGUACCGUGGAGAAUUUUGAGUUCGGUCUUCUGUUUCAUCUUUAUGUGGACUGCUCUUGGAAGCCUUUUCACCCUUAGGGCAGACAUUGCGAGUGUAAAUGGUGGGGGAGUGCAGGAAUCAGAGGGAUCUUGGGGGUUUGGGCAGAUUUUGGCGCUUGCGACUUGGGUUCCUGUCGUGGAGGAGGCAAUUGUAAUUCUUUUCAAGAACGGUUUAUACGUGAACCAGCGACGAACAAAUAAGCAUUACAUUAGUGCUGAGGCACCUCCUGGGACAGACGAGGAAGAGGCGUUAGUCCCUGCGCAAACACCAAAUCAGGAAAUGGAGGCUCUGAGGGACAUGCCUUGA
Fusarium subglutinans is the source of this 1179-nucleotide messenger RNA. RefSeq lists its product as uncharacterized. The record is from RefSeq and is a predicted model, not a curated record. Lineage: Eukaryota; Fungi; Ascomycota; Sordariomycetes; Hypocreales; Nectriaceae. Bases 1 to 1179 code for a protein of 392 amino acids. The transcript has 5 exons.